Messenger RNA from Phragmites australis (common reed), 1961 nucleotides. RefSeq lists its product as uncharacterized. The record is from RefSeq and is a predicted model, not a curated record. Bases 112 to 1548 code for a protein of 478 amino acids. The transcript has 5 exons. Lineage: Eukaryota; Viridiplantae; Streptophyta; Magnoliopsida; Poales; Poaceae. Gene Ontology annotation, cellular component: cytoplasm; Cul4-RING E3 ubiquitin ligase complex. Gene Ontology annotation, molecular function: protein binding.
CCCCGAACCAUCCCUCGACUAGCACAUUCUACCACUUAAAAAGCCCACACAAAAUCCCUUCCCCUCCUCCGCACUCUGUCCUUCUCGCAUAGUCGCGUUCCACCGCUCACCAUGGCCGGCGCCGUCGAAACCGCUGGUCGCCGGAGGUCUAGCUGCUUCUUCGAGGUCGGUCGGCGCGAGAUCGGUUCCUCCUUCCCCCGCGCCUCCUCCCACCGAAUCAGCGGCUCCGAGGAUAUAGUGAUGCGGAUGAUUCAGUAUGGAAAGUUGCGAGGUCAUGAUGGCUGUGUUAAUACUGUAAGCUUCAAUCCUUCUGGUGACCUCCUCGUGUCUGGUUCGGACGACACAAAUAUCAUACUAUGGGACUGGCUUGCCAAAACUAAAAAGCUCAUUUACCCUUCUGGACACCAAGAAAAUGUCUUCCAUGCUCGUGUGAUGCCGUUUACUGAUGAUAGCACCAUUGUAACUGUUGCUGCUGAUGGUCAGGUUAGAGUGGGACAACUGAAGGAGGGGGGUGGAGUCACAACCAAACAAAUUGGCGAGCAUGAUGCUCGUGUGCAUAACCUGGCUGUCGAACCAGGAAGCCCUUUUGCAUUCUACAGUUGUGGAGAGGAUGGCUUGGUACAGCAUUUCGACUUAAGAAGCGAUUCAGCAACGAAGCUGUUGACCUGCUAUUCUUUCUCAAAUAGCAGGCGCCGUGUAAGACUAAAUACCAUUGCCAUUGACCCACAGAACCCUUACUAUUUUUUAAUUGGUGGUUCUGAUGAGUAUGUACGGUUGUAUGACAUGAGGAGAUUCCAGUUGGAUGAUACAAGAAACAUGAACCAGCCUGUAGAUACCUUCUGCCCUAAGCACCUUAUUAAGGGUGGGAAGGUCCACAUCACUAGUAUUGCAUACUCAUAUGCAAGGGAGAUACUCGUCUCAUACAAUGAUGAGCUUGUCUAUUUGUUCCAAAACAAUAUGGGUCUUGGUCCAAAUCCUGAGUCAGCACAGCUGGAGUUUUUGGAGAAGCUCGAGCAGCCACAAGCAUACUCCGGUCACAGAAAUUUCCGAACCGUUAAGGGAGUCAGUUUUUUUGGACCAAAUGAUGAAUAUGUUGUGAGUGGAUCAGAUUGUGGGAAUGUAUUCAUUUGGAGGAAGAAUGGAGGUGAAUUGAUGAGGAUAAUGAAUGGUGACAAAAGUGUAGUUAACUGCAUUGAACCCCACCCGCAUUUUCCAUUCUUGGCUACUAGUGGGAUUGACAAAACUGUUAAGAUUUGGACACCUGCAGCACGCAAAGUAAUCUCACUACCUAAAAAUGCAAAGCAAAUAAUAGCUUCUAACGAGCAAGGCAGAGAAGUCGACGCUUCCCGAACAGAAGUGACACUUUCAUCUGAUGUCAUCAUGCAUGUGUUGAGGUUGCAUAGGAGACAGUCUGAAUUGUACACAGAGGAUGAACCAUCUGCUGCGGAUUUUGCAAGUGACGAUGACGAGGCUUUCUACAUUGGAUCUGGCGAUGCAGAGAGGAACCAAAGAGCAAACUCUGAUCCCGGGGAAUGCAUUGUGACAUAGCGGGAGGAACAGGGGAUUUUCAAUCUUUUCAGCCCUGUCCUGGAUUCGUGCGGGAGCAAACUGCAUAGGUCUUAGAUUGCUCUUUUUACAUACCAUGCUAUGCUGCGGAAUGUGUCUCCCACUGCACACUUGGGAGUUAUGAGGAUAUACAGAUAUUGAUACUUUUUGGAGAAACAAAACUGGUAGUGUCGAAGCCUGCUCCUUGUUCGUUCUGCUGUAGUUUUACUGAAUAUGCUCAGUUCUCAAUACUCUUGUACCUAGUCUAGUAAAAAUAUAAAAUAAAUGUGUUCCGGGCAUGUGUAAUUAUGAACUGUAUCCCAAAGCCCGAAUUGUGAUGUUAACCGCUCAGCUUGUACAGAAGUUUUUCUUGGUGCGGAAAUGAUGAGAAUUUAGUUGUCCCGCUUGCUGGCAAA